Molecule: messenger RNA, 3244 nt
Organism: Megalops cyprinoides (Indo-Pacific tarpon)
Lineage: Eukaryota; Metazoa; Chordata; Actinopteri; Elopiformes; Megalopidae
Gene: cchcr1
Product: coiled-coil alpha-helical rod protein 1
Exons: 19
Coding region: 400-3009 (869 amino acids)
Biological process (GO): cell differentiation; protein export from nucleus
Cellular component (GO): centriole
Source: RefSeq, a predicted model, not a curated record
GAACUGGUGCCACAUAGUAGCGUCUACUGAAUGUCAGAUAUGUGAAUGUGACGUUAAAUAUAUUAAUCCCUUUCGUCGUUCUAGAUACGAUGCAAAUAUAAAUAUAGGUCAGCACUUUGUCAACGUCAUACUUUCCAGAGUCCCGGUUGCAUUGCCGCUCUCGUGUGACCAGGCUCUGCGUGUGGACUGGCUUCAAGCAGGAAGUUUCCGCUACCCACUUGUUGUAUUCCUCGCUCAUGCGUUCAAAAUGGAAGCGGCAAGAAUGGAAAGAACAUUUUGGUUAAGAUAUGAGUUAACCUUGGUAUUAAAUUAGACGGUUUGCCUGAUAAAUUACAGAUUAACAAUUUGAUAAAACAGAAGUGGAUAGGAUGCACAGAUUGAUGUAGUUACCGGGACAACAUGGAAAGAAGGAAUGAGCGCGAAAGAUUAAACGCUCCUGCUGAUUUUGUGGCGUCAGAUAUGGGAGGUGAAAUGCACAGUAACUUGAUGCCACCAUCCCAUUUCACCUUGUGCCCCCAGUCCACCACGUCUUUGGGAAUGCCAGGGCCAUCAGUGGGCCGAGGAACACCUGUGACCUGGGUUACACCCACCCAGGCACCUUCUGUGGACAACGAGGAUGCCAUUCCAUGGCUAGCUAUUGUUCAAGCAAAGCAGGAAAUACUGGAAUUACACCAAAAAAGAGAGAGAGUGGCAGGGCUAUGUGGGGAUUGUCCAAAGGGUUGGAGACAGGAUUCACAGCAAGAGGCAUCCUCUAGGAUGAGAUCUGGACAGAAAUCUGACCGCAGAUGCUGGCAAGAGGCAGAGUGGAGGCUGGAGACAGGCAGGCUGAUGGCUGAAACAGAGGGGUUAAAAGGAAAGGUGGAGGCAUUGAAGGAGGCCACAGACCAACACAGGGAAGAUAUUCGAGAGCGAGACAGUUCCCUUAACAGGCGGAGUGAUGAAGUGGAAGUGUUACGGGCUGAAUUAUGUCAAAUGAAGGCUGAACUUGCUCAUGUGGAAGCUCAGCUGGAUCAAAGCAAAAUAGAGAAAGAACAGUUUCGUCUCCAGGUGGAGAGACUGAACAAUGAGAAGGAAGAGCUGCAACAGCUGUUGAAGAGGGAGGUAGAGAGAGGCAAGCUGGAGGCUCAGAGGCUCAGGACAGCAGCUCAGCUUUGUAGGCAGGAGAUGGAGGCGGCUGGCAAGGUGGAGGUAAUGAAACUCAAGGAAGAGCUGGAAGACAUACAAAGGAAACAGAAAGCAAAGUUGCAGCAGUUGUCCAUGAAACACCAUGCAGAGGUCUCAGCUUUGAGAGAAACCAGCAUUCAAAUGCAGAAAAGAUUGGGUGAUGCCACACAAGAGUCUGCCAGACUGGAGAUGUGUCUAAAGCAAGCAAGGGAGGAGGGAGACGGGCUCAAAGAAGAAUUAAGCCAAGUGGGAAAUGCUUUUGAUGCUCAGUCUACUACCCUGCAGAGACUAAGGAAUUACAUCGGACAGCCUUCUCCUGAGGGACAGGAGGUAGAGAAGCUAAGAGAGAGCCUUCAGAAACUGGAGACAGAAAAGGAGGCUUUGCAGGUGACUGUGGAGCUUUUGACAGUAAGACUGAACUCUCUGAGUGACAUACUGGCCAUACAGGAGAAAGAGAUGGGAGAAAAGAUUCUGUCAGACCCUCUUUUGAAAAUUGGCUCAAAAGGCAGUCAGAUGCUCCACUGCUGGAGGGAGAAAGUGUUUGUCUUGUUAGUGCAGCUUCACUUGAAAGAUAUUGAGCUACGAGGAGAGAGAGGCAAACUUCUCACUUCAAUAAGUACACUGGAGCAGGAAGUGAAGAAGCAGACAAAUCAGGCCCAUGUGUUGGAGCAUAGUCUACAGGACAGGACCGCUGAGCUCCACUUGGAGAGAGUUGGGAGAGAGGCAGUGGAACUGGAGCUGGCUCAGACCUUGGAGGAAAAUGGGAGAUUGAAGGGAUGCAGCCAAGAGGCACUCUCUGCGCUGAAGGGAAUUACAGAGGCAGUUCAAAGAUUCGGUCUGAUGUUUGAGGACAAAGUUUCAAUGGUACAAGCAGCUCAAAGACGCCUCAACAGUUUGACCUACAGACUUAUGUUUGCUAAAGGAAGAGUUGAUACCAUCCAAGGACUAAUGAUGAGAAAAGAGGCUCUAUGGAAAGUUCAUGAAGCUACCAAACAGACAGAGCCUACUUCUGAAAGGUCCUCUUACAACAGCCUGCUGGCAGAUUUGUCACUAGUAUGCAAAGAAAGGGAUAACCUUGCCCAGGAACUUAAAUGCACCCCAGACCUUAUUGAGAGGGCUGUCUCUGAAGCUCGGGAGCAGAUUGACUCUGAGCUCAUGCAGCUGAGGCAGGCCCUGCAGCAAAGCAGGGAGAAGGCGCUAGAGUCAGAAGCAGGCCGCACCAAGGCAGAGCAGCAGCUGCAGGAAGCCCACAGAGAUUUGGAGGAGCAGACGAGUAGCCUCAACCAGCUUCACACCAAGCUGGUCAGUCAGCAGGAACAGAUUGAGAGAGCACUGCAGGAGAAGAUCUUGGAGAAAGAAACUUCCUUUGCACAUCAGCUGAAGGAAAUGGAGUCUCAGCUGAACACAGCCCGAAGAGAGCACACCAAAGCAGUUGUGGCUUUGAGACAUUUGGAGAGACAGGCAGAGAGAGAGAGAGUGCGAUUGAGAGAGGUGCAGCUCCUACAGGAUGAACAGACCCAGAGGGAAAUGCAGGAUUUACAGAAGCUGCUCCAGAGAACAGACGAGGACAGAAACCUACUUUUAGCGACAGUACAAGAAAAGGAGCUCUUGGACCAUUGUAAGAAAUCUAGAACCACAGCAAUUCAUGCAUGUGAAGAACAGCAACAGCAGGAGGAGAGACCCUCUGGAAAGGUCCAGCCUUUAGAGUCCAAAGCUAACUCGCUCACAAGAGACACUCUUCUCCCUCUCCUGGAUGAUCUGCAAUCUCUAAGUGCUGUUGUGGUCAAUAGCUCAGAGGCCUCCAGUGAGGAAGAUGAGGAAGGACAGGAACACUCUCCCUUCUGAAUCCUAUUAAUGCAGAAUGUGUCAGAAAUGAUGCUCCAACCAACCAAUAAUUUUCAUUAUUUCUGAUUUUUUUUGUAUAUAAUUCUACAAGAAAAUGCUGCAGUAGGCAAUUGGAAUGCUAAAAAAAUAUGUCUUGUACAUUUUAACCCUUAUUCCCCUGUACCUAUGUUUUGCACUUAUUCUGCUCCUCUUCCCAUAAUAUCUGUCAACUUCAUUUCACUCACUGCUGUUUACA